Molecule: messenger RNA, 508 nt
Organism: Tribolium castaneum (red flour beetle)
Lineage: Eukaryota; Metazoa; Arthropoda; Insecta; Coleoptera; Tenebrionidae
Product: mitochondrial import inner membrane translocase subunit TIM16
Exons: 1
Coding region: 79-456 (125 amino acids)
Biological process (GO): protein import into mitochondrial matrix
Cellular component (GO): TIM23 mitochondrial import inner membrane translocase complex
Source: RefSeq, a predicted model, not a curated record
UUGAGUACGUCACCACCAGGCGGCGCUGUACGUUUGACACUUUGAGGUUAUAUAAAAAUUAGCGCAUUUUUGCCAAAAAUGGCAAAAUACAUCGCCCAGAUUAUAAUAGCUGGUACUCAAGUGAUCGGACGGGCGUUCGCUCGUGCUAUAAAGCAAGAAUACGAGGCGUCGCAACAAGCAGCACAGAGGUUAGGAAAUGCGAAAACGCGGAACGAACGAAUAGCCAAUAACAAAUUAGGUUUAUCGUUAGAUGAGGCGAAACAGAUAUUAAACGUCUCAAACUUGAACAAGGAAGAGGUGGAGAAGCGCUACGAAGCCCUAUUUAAAGCGAAUGAAAAGUCAAGUGGCGGCUCGUUUUACCUCCAAUCAAAAGUUGUGAGGGCGAAGGAGCGAAUUGAUAUGGAAAUGAAGAAUCAGGAGGAGAGUCCCGGGAAAGAUAAAGCGAAUAAAACGUGAUUAGUGAAUUGUUAGGUUAGAAUAGUUAAAUAAUAAAGGUUAUAUUGAGUUA